Messenger RNA from Eptesicus fuscus (big brown bat), 2271 nucleotides. It is a transcript of the gene NMRK1, whose product is annotated as nicotinamide riboside kinase 1. The record is from RefSeq and is a predicted model, not a curated record. NCBI's taxonomy places the organism in Eukaryota, Metazoa, Chordata, Mammalia, Chiroptera, Vespertilionidae. Gene Ontology annotation, cellular component: cytoplasm. Bases 386 to 1000 code for a protein of 204 amino acids. The transcript is spliced from 9 exons.
GCGGAGCCAGCCGGAGUCCUGGCCGGGGCGCUGCCGGCGCGCGCCCCCGACGAGCUGGGGCUGGACCUGCGGGGGCGCGCGCAGAACCGCGCUCGCCCGAGCCCGGCCCCGCCCUGCGGGGUCUGCAGCCGGCGCGGCGUCCCGCGGGGUGGGCUGACCCCUCCGUUAAGGACCUCUACCUGGGCCGCCUCUGACCCGGGAGGGGCGCAGUGGGAGGAGCGCAGGGGCGAGGAGCGCUGUGGGGCAAGGCCCGCGGGCCCCUGGGUUGGCGAGCUGCGGGCUGGCGGCGGGAUAGUGACAGGCGCGCUGGGCCGUCGCCUCCGCCGCUUUGCCCGGGAGGACUAGGAAGUGCGGGAAAUUUCAGAAGACAUUUUCAAAGCUAAUUAUGAAAACAUUUGUCCUUGGGAUUGGUGGUGUGACAAAUGGUGGGAAGACAACACUGGCUAAAAAUUUGCAAAAACAUCUCCCAAACUGCAGUGUCAUAUCUCAGGAUGAUUUCUUUAAGCCACAGUCUGAGAUAGAGACAGAUGAAAAUGGAUUUCUGCAGUACGAUGUGCUUGAAGCGCUUAACAUGGAAAAAAUGAUGUCCACCAUUUCUUGCUGCAUGAAAAGCCCAAGACGCUCUCCGGUAUCAGCAGACUGGAGAAACGCUGAGGAAGUUCCCAUAUUAAUCAUCGAAGGUUUCCUUCUCUUUAAUUAUAAGCCCCUUGAGACUAUAUGGAAUAGAAGAUACUUUCUGACCAUUCCAUAUGAAGAAUGUAAGAGGAGGAGGAGCACGAGGGUCUAUGAGCCUCCAGACCCCCCAGGGUACUUUGAUGGCCACGUGUGGCCCAUGUAUCUAAAGCACAGACGAGAAAUAGAGGACAUUGAGGAAAUUGUUUACCUGGAUGGGACAAAAUCUGAAGAGGACCUCUUUUCACAAGUGUAUGAAGAUCUAAGACAAGAACUGGCAAAGCAAAAAUUGUCCUGCAAAGCCAGCCUGGAGGGAUCCUCAGCAUAGCCUGCUGUGACCCUUAAUUCAGGAAUGAGCUAGUGGGGAGGGGAGGACUUUCAGAUGUUUCAUUUGACUACUCUUUAAGUUUCUCAUAACAUCUCAUAAACCUGCUCAACUAAUUUUCCACUCUAAGCAUCUAAAAUCAUAAUUGUGAUAAAGUCAUAAUAAUGAUGGGAAACAACAAAGACUGAAUUUGAUUAAUAAGACACACUAAAUGACCCAGGAGAAUAAGGAUAUGAAGUUAUAUAUUUAAUUUCAUCCUUCUUAAAUCCAGACUUUGAAGCGAAAUUGAAUGAUUACCUAUUCUCACUAUAAUAAGGCAGUCUAGUCACCAGCAUCAUUCAAACCUCCUUUAAGAAUGUUUACUUUUACCUCAUGAUAAAAGUAUCAUAUCCAAUAAAGAGCAAAUAUGCAAAUUGACCGUCACACUGUCACAAAGAUGGUGGCGCCCACAGCAGAGGCAGGGUUUCUGUAACACAGGUGGCUGCACUCACAGUGGAGGCUGAGUUCCCGUAACGAGCCUUAACAAGCAUUCAGCAGGGACCUGAGGCUGCGCCCCCCUCCCAGCACCGGGCCAGGGGACCUGAGGCUGCACCCCCUGCCUGGUGGGGCUUGACAAGGGUGGGGCUGGCCCGGUCUGGAUCUCGCCCAGUGGGGGUGGGGCCAGCUGGGUCUGGGUCUCAAGCGAUUUUGAGGCGCCUCGGGUGGGCGGGGACUUGACUCUGGGUCCUGCGGCACACCCCAGACUCUGACAGGCGGAGGAUUUUCAUAUACAUUUUACUAGUUUUCUUCCAUCUCUACACUUCUAUUAUAGAGAAAGGGCAAAUAGCAAUAUUAAAAUAAUUCCUCUAAUUAAUCCCCUUUUAAUGUGCACGAAUUUCGGGCACCGGGCCACUAGUAUUGAUUAUAAAACAAAAACAAGUUUUAAUGUAAAAGCAAAAGGAGAAAAAAAAAUCACUUAUAUGUCCACCAGUCAGCAGUGUUAACAUCUUAAUGAGUACACAUCCAAUGAUUUUGCGGUUCACAUUCAUCUGUCUUUUAUAUGGCUACAUGGUUCAUUGUGAUGCUUGUUUCUUUUUAAAAUUAAUAUUUAAUGUUUAAGAAGCUUUAUAUGGACUCUACAAGUGUUUCAUAUUGACAAAUAACAUGCUAUAAAAGAUAUCUACAAAGAUUGCUGGUUUUCUUUAAUUACAUUAAAAUUUUACAGAAUAGCGCUUAGUUCAAGAGUAUAGUCAUUUUACAUACUUCAAAUAUCAAAUACUAAAAAAGAAAGAACU